Molecule: messenger RNA, 2485 nt
Organism: Planococcus citri (citrus mealybug)
Lineage: Eukaryota; Metazoa; Arthropoda; Insecta; Hemiptera; Pseudococcidae
Product: beta-1,3-galactosyltransferase 1-like
Exons: 5
Coding region: 1039-2100 (353 amino acids)
Cellular component (GO): Golgi membrane
Molecular function (GO): hexosyltransferase activity
Source: RefSeq, a predicted model, not a curated record
GUUUUGUGCAAAAAAUUGACGAAUGGUCUCGAUUUUCGCCAAAACUUGCCAAGUUCUCACUUUAUUAAAUGACAAAAAUGGUCUCGUUUUUUUGAAAAAAUUGUGAAAAUGGAUCACUUCUUUGCGAAUAUUUAAUUGCUAAAAAGUCCUGGUUUUGAUGAAAUUGUCAAAGUCACGAUCGAAUUUCAUUAUUAGAUUUUAAUCGAAUGCUUUUUUUCGUAAUUUUUAUUUUGCAAUAACGUUACUUACGUACCUAGUUGAAAUGUUUUGGGUUUUUCAAUGUCUUGCUCGCGUUUUGCAUUUUUUUGGUUCACUUUUUGGCCACUUUUUCUCCCUUUUUUGAUCAGUAAAGUUGAUUUUUUGGAGAAAAAUUGAGCACGAGACCUGAAAGUGUUAUUGAAAAAAUAUUUUCUGUCAAGAAGGUUAGUUGAAAAAUUUUCAUUUGAAAUAUUGUAAUUUUUUUUUUUUUUUUUGAAGGUUACAAGUGAUGUGGUGAUGAAAAUUUAGUCAUGGGGCUUUUAGAACUCGAGGACCAACUUCCGAAAAGUUAAUUUCAAAAUCUGAAUAGGUUGGCAGGGGCGAUUCACCCUUCUCAUCCCACUAUGCUCUUUCUAGUCUUGUACUCGUAUUCCAUGCAAUGUAGGUAGGUACCUAUAUUUUGUUCGGUAUCUUCACUUUUCCAAGUACAGUAUACACAUUUGCAUCUGGUUCUUUCUACGAAAUGAAUGCUCGGUACGAAAUUUACGUAGGUCUAGGUACGUGUAUGUCACGUACCUGUAAUUAUGGAUCUCGCAAAAUGAGAAACAGUACAGAGCUACGUAACAUAGAUAACAGCUGCGGCAACAUACAUUCAGUAUGUUUAUAAAGUUCCGAUGUGCCGAACGUUUUGUGUAGAUAGAUUUGGCUGAACCUAUUACACGUUUAAUUGCAAUUCAAUGGAAAUGAAUCAUCUAAUGAAUUUUUGCUGCUAAACGUUAAAAUCGUCGAUAUUUUCGGCUCCUUUGUUCCUAUUCUGUCGUUUAGUAUCGAUCCUCGUUCAUGUUAUGUUUUUACAUACGAGGUGAUAAACAUUCCGAUAUGUGUGCCUUCCAUAAAAGGAGUAGAUCUCAGUAUUUUUUUGUGGCCUUAUUAUGGCUAGUAGGACUGCUCACUUUUUUACAAUGGAGGUGUCUGAUCUCGCAUAACCAUCGCAGCUUCUCUAGUCGUCUGGGAUUCGUAGAUACCAACAUCAAGGGUUGGGAACCGGGUAAUAUCGAACCAACUGCGUAUUUCAUCCAUCCGACCAAACAAACGGCCAUUUUGACGGGUAAAUUCACAUGUCGAAAGAAUCCUGUGGCCAAAGCGACCAUCGUAGUGCAUUCGGAAGCGCAAAAUCACGAACAAAGAUUAGCUAUUCGUAAUACUUGGGCUAUGGACACGUUAACCAAUCACAAUAUUAGCGUAGUUUUCUUCCUGGGAUUAUCUGAAGAAGAACAUGUGAACGAUCGAGUUCGUACCGAGAAUCAAGAAUUCAACGAUGUCAUCGUCGAGAACUUCUUGGAUACUCCUCAAAAUGCUACUCUCAAAUCGGUCAUGAUGUUGAAAUGGGUCACCGAAACUUGCGACGUGAUGAACUGGAUCAUGAAAGUUAACGACGAUGUAUUUGUGAAUGUUCCCAAUUUCGCUAAAUUACUCAACGAUACGUCUUUUCCAAAACGUGGAGCUUUGUAUGGAGCAUUAAGAUCUAAGGAACCGGUUCAACGAGAUACUUAUCACGAAAGGUUCAUGCCAAAAUACAUGUACCCUUAUCAAGUAUAUCCAGAUUAUCUCGGUGGAGCUGGGUACCUGAUGUCUGUCGAUGUUGCAAAAGGACUCUACGAAAAAGCUCUGAAAACUUCUUAUAUUCAUUUAGAAGAUGUUUUUGUGACAGGGCUUUGUGCUGAGUCCGCCAAUAUCAAGAGAUCGUACGAUUUUCGAUUUUAUUAUCUUGAAGGUUCCAGUCCGAAUCAUAAAUUUGACUGCACCGUACUCUACCAGAAAAGUUUGAUCGUUCACAGUCGUCAUUUGAGUCCGCUUCUCAUGUUCGAGAAUUUUGACCAAUAUAAAAAAUGUUUUACUUGAGAGUGAUGGUUUUAUUGAAACUCAAUUUUUCGCAAAUUGGUGUCUUUUUGUGUAAAUUUUUUUGCUCGUCAGUUUUUAGGUGUUCAUUUUAGGAGCCAGGAGGAGGGAAGGGGACGAUUUUUGUGUGGGAAGGGAUCACUCGCAAGAUUCGUUCUGAAGCUCCGAAAGUCAAUUUUUAUCAUUUUUACGCAUGUUUGAUAUUUUUGUUUUCAUUUUUCCAUUUUUUGUUUUUUUUUUAUUUUUUUUUACUGAAUUAUGAGAACAUCCAGCUCAACCGGAAAUAUUUCAACAAAAUUCAUUUAAAUUUAGUAUUUUUAGACUUGUGGGUGGGAAUGACCCCACUCCAAAAUUUACCUGUGUCCAAAUUUGAUGAGAAAAGGGAAAG